CUUCUAGUUUAUUCGUGAUCUAUUUUCAUUGCAAGUUAGUUGUUCUCCUAAAUCAAACAUACAUCGACUUGGCUAGCUUACAUGUUAGAUUUCUAGAUUGAUUUCACACUUGAUUUUCCAUAUACACCGUCCCGUGAGACGAUAUCCGACACUUCCAUAUCCCGACACCCGAUGAGCAUUAUUGUGAAAAUAACUCGUCAGCAUCCCACUAGAUUGAAGGCAUUGAUGCGCAAUCGUGCAGGUUAUUAAUUUGUAUCUCUAUUUAUAAUGUUUUAAUUAAAUUUAUUGCGUACUUAUUUAUUUUUUGUUUCAUGGCAAUUGGCAGCUAACAACCCACUACCUAUCCAAUUUAAUUCCAAGGGGAAAGCAAUGGGCCCAAACAGGAAGUUGUUUGUUAGUUUUGUGGCCCUCCAAGGAAGGAUGAGAGCUUGUAUAACAAUCUCAGAAUGGGAAGCGGUUGAGGAGGGAGUUAAGAACAAGAUCUGGGAAGCUAUUCGGCUCACCUUUGAGGUCCCUAAUGAUCCAGUACUGAGGAGAAAAUGGAUUGGAUAUGCUGGUAGCCAGUGGACGGGUUUCAAGACUUUUUUGACGUCAACAUACAUAGUUGGCGCUCGACGUGGGCAAGAUCCAACGGUGAAGUAUAAGUGGAUUGAAACUUGAAAAAAGUUUGUCCUAAGCCGACAAGACCCUGUUUUUCUGGAGCGUCGAAGGAAAGCACAAGAAAUUAAGGCACGUAAUGAUUGUCCCCACAGGUUAUCACGGGGUGGGUACGAGUUGCUUGAAGAAAAGAUGAUGGCAGAAAAAUUGGAACUGCAACAAAAAGCCUCAAAGUUUGAUUCUUCUGUGGUUUUAAAACCUCCUUCUCCCAUCAAGUGCCAUCAUAAAUGGAAGAGAGGUCGUAUUAGAUCAAAUGGCCAAUAUACCUUCAAGAGGGCGCGUGAAAUUGCAGAAAAAAUCAGUACCUUAGAGCAAGAGGAAAAUCAAGGAACAUUUGUUCCCCUAUGUCGUGAUGACAUCUUAACAACAGCUAUUGGAUGCCCUGAGCACCCUGGACGUGUACGUGCUGUUGGAGCAGGUGUUUGCAUUCAUGAAGUAUUUCCAAACACAGGACGCCAAAGAAACACGUCCCCGGCUUUAACCAAGCAUGAUGUUGAUAUGAUAAAAAAAGAAGUGCGAGAUGAGGUGACACAAGAGGUGACUGAAAAUUUGUCAAAGAUGUUCGACCAGAAACUUCGGGAUGAGCUGAACUUCGGGAUGAGCUGCUGAAGCUGGGAUUUAACACACAUCAAGAACCACAUAGAGAGGCAUGUCCCAGUCCUUCUCCCGCACAUGUGAGUACAAAGGGAAGCAAUGCUCCACUUGAUUUGUCUGGGUCUGAGUGUGAUGAUGAUGACGAUGUGUCUAGGUCUGAGUCUGAUCAUGAUGAUGAGAUUUCUCGCCUUUAUGUCGACACUCAUUUUCACCUAGUAGCCAUGGCAAAGGUACACAACCUGGGCGCUACUAUACACCAUCAAAAAAUAGCUGCAGAUUUUGUUAGGGUGGAGAUGGUAGAGGUUAUAUAUGCACUUGCAUUGGUUCCUAUUGCCACGGAUGAAGUUCAAAAUGUGGAACAGGCUCCCAAACAAUUCAUUCAGUGGCCAAGACGAUUAAUUAAUCCCAAUAAUAAGAAUAAACGAGCAUACCAAAAGGUGAUAAAUGACACUAUUUUUCACUCUUCUUUACAUGAAAUCCUUAUUAUGCAAGGUAAGAUGUCGGAUCGGAUCACCACCUUCAAACAAUAAUAAAUCAUUGAGCAAUGCCACAACCAGUGUGGGCUUCUGACCCAUUGUGAAUCAGACUUGCUAUUUUGGGCUUAUAAUUCAACAUGGAUCAAUACUAGUUAGCUUUAGAGAAGAAAAAGAAAUACUAGUAAAUUAUUGGAUGUUUGCCUUUCUAUUUUGGGAUUUAUCAUCAACGAGAAGCACAUGUGUACAAUUGUUAGAAUAAUUUGUUGAAUGCUUGAUUACAGGGUAAUAGAUUACAACAACAUAUAAAAAACUGCCAUCUGACAAAUGUUCCUUUCAAUUUUCCUUUCGAGACUGCAAUAUUGGUGCAAUUCUCACUAGAGUUUCACUAUUUUUCACUCUUCUUGUUGUUUAGGAUGAUGACAAUGACCAAGUGGGUGUUCCCAAUGAGCGCAAGGAUCCAAUAUCGCGCUUGCUGGAAAUGACACAAAAUCGUCCCCGCAACAGUGACACUAUAUUUAGUGUCGCUAGCCCCCACUUUCCCCGACGCUUUUUAAGUGUCGCAAAAAGUUUCAGCGACACUAAAUUAGUGUUACUAUAGGCCCUUUUUCUACUAGUGUCUCCCUUUUUCUUAGUUCAGAGGAGAUAAUGGAUAUGUGUUUGGGUAAUCAAAUGCUCGGUACAGAGGUUAUGCGAGUCUGGAUAAUGUGAGUUGAGAUUUAUUAUGUUCUGAAUGUCAGGAUCUGCUUUUAUUUAUACCCUAUUGUUGGAUUAGAAAGGAAAAACUAAUCACUCAAACUUCAAAAAUUUAAAGUUAAUUCUUUUUCCCUUUUGGUAUUGAUAAAUCUAGAAAUGUAUAGCUGGUUGCAGAAACAAAGUAAAUAUGGAAGUACAAAAAACUGGAAACAAGGAAAUAGAAACAAACAAUAUAAUUAAUAGCUCCUUACAGGUUCAAUAGGACUUUUUGUAGAGAAACUAUUACCAAGAGAAUGAUCAAAAUGUGUCUAUAGAAAGUAGAUCCCUGCAGCUCACUGGUUCUAUGUAAUCUUCUGGGGUCAUCACUUUUCAAAGUCCAUGUUAUUCUUAAAUUACAUGUAGGUACUUGCACAAAUUGUGUACUAAAAAGAACAACAAAUACUUGUAUGGAUUCUUUGACCCUCACACCAUUCAAGAUGUGGGAAACAAGCGUGAUGAAACCCAAACCUACAUACUAACUCACCUCAAGGACAACAAGGACUGCUAUCUAGUUCCAUAUUACUAUCCGUAAGUACAAGCUUAUGAUUAAACUUAAGUAAUAUCUAAAUAAUCAUCACAAAUUGUUUCAAUUUCAGUAACCACUGGCAGCUAUUCGUAUUGUGUCCUAAGCAAAACCUUACUGUGUUCUUGUGCUCUUUGGGGAAUAAGCCAAAGACAAAUGUGAAGAGUGUUUUUGAUAUGACAAUGCAAGCACAUCAAAUAACAAAAAAUACGAGGAAUUUCAAACCAAGAUGGAUUAAGUCGAUUUCUAGAAUGCAAAGGGGUACCUAUGAGUCUGGGUAUUAUGUUAUGAGGCAUAUGGAGACUAUAAUAUCUGCAGUCGUUGUUGAUUCACGGAUUGAGACAUUCAAUGUUCAAGAGUCAUUUAGUCCACAAGAUAUUACCAAGACAAGAGAGCAUUGGGCGUCAUUUGUUUGUGACACCACAAGCAGUACGGGUUGCUAUUAACAAAUAUGGUUCUCUUUUAUGUCUAGAAUGAAUGGUGUUGGUUUCAUGUGAAACUUUGUACUUUUGACUUGCAAGAACCUUUGAAACUUUUGUAGUUUUUGCUUGCAUGAACUUGUGAAACUUUGCAGUUUUGGCUUGGAUUGAUUGGUGCUAGUACUAUGUGGAACACUGAAUUUUGCUACAAUUAUCAAUAUAUUUGCCAUAACUCUCAUUUAAUGAUC
Molecule: messenger RNA, 3649 nt
Organism: Cuscuta europaea
Lineage: Eukaryota; Viridiplantae; Streptophyta; Magnoliopsida; Solanales; Convolvulaceae
Source: the annotation of a GenBank genome assembly